AGUCGAUAUUCUGCUGUGGAGACCAAACGAUAAAGAAGGAUCGAUAGCCACCAGAAAUUAUACGUGAUCAGAAUGGCUCAUAUAGAAAAUCACCACCACGACUCACCUGAAAUGAACUUAAAGUGCUCCUUUCUAAGCUCCAUGAAUUUGUAUUUGCUAUUGGUAGGAGCUUUUGGUUUUUUCCUAAAUAUUUUUCCAUGUGUGGUGUGCUACGCGAAGCUUCGCACGAGAUGCGGUCGAACGAGCAGAGACGUUUUGUUGAUGUCACUGAUUUUAGUGGACUUUUUAACUGUUUGUAUACCACUGCCGAUAUACCUCUUGCUGUACAACAACUGCCCUAGAAGUCAGCGGUCAAACCACGUUGAAAGACCGGCGAUUUGCGAGAUAUUUCACCUGAUGUUUAUGUGGUUCAAGUUGGCAUCGCUGUUUAUAAUUACAACGCUCAACUACACCUCCUACUUAGCCAUGACUGCGCGAGGAAUCUAUCGAAGUAUAGGCGACAGAAUCUCGUCAUCUUUAGCCUGCUCGAGGCACGAGCAAAAACACAGGGAAAAUUUGAGAAACUCGUCCCUCGUUAUUGCUAAUUUAGUUGUAGGCAUAGCCAUUGUGGCCUUGUUAAUUGCCUCGUUGCCUUACAUCGGCCUCGGUCCGGAAGGGAAAACACUGACGACGCAAUUGCACAGUUCUAAAACUUUACCUAAAGAAAACUUAACGAUUUUAUUUUGUUCCCUAAAGCAAAUAAGCUAUCCAAGACAGAACUCUGAUUAUACGUUUUUAUUCGCUCUGUUGAUGAGCAGCAGUGCCUGUUUAUUACUGCAGAUUGUCCACAAUGUUCUAGGUUGUUUUAAUUGUUCGGGUUACUCUCUGGGCGAUACUUCUGCGAUACGCAUGUCCACGUCUUUUGCCCUGUACAGUCGAAGACUCGGAGCUGAGAGAGACUUUGCUAAGAUGAUAUGUGUGCUGGGUCUGACAUUUCACGUGACCUGGAUUCCUGUAAUGGUAGGUAUCAUUUUGAUCUAGUUUUUUAACUUAAUACCUGUGGACGAAAAUAUUCUGGUUGAUGGAAGAUUAUGAUUUAGUUUCACAAAUAAUUCCGGCGCCACUUCUUGUUUACUUUGACGCACUGUUAUUAUCAUUGUUAGUUUUUUUACCCACGCGCGGAGAUUUGCUUCACCAAGUUUCGCAAUCUUUAUUCAUUUUUUAGUACUUUUUGUUAUUUACUUUUAAACAGUUAGCCAUGAAAUAGAUUGAAAAUACUUGAGGUCUAAAUUCGACUCGUGUUGGGGUCUCAGAGUUUUUUCUUUGUACCACGCUCGUGACAAGACGAACCAAAAAAAGUUUUUUUUUUCCGAUAAGAAUGGAGUUGUUUUAUAACUUCAUCCACAUACAAGAACUUGAAAGAGAAAUGGGCACUCCAAGAUAGCGUUUCUCUUGCAAUUUCUUUUGCGACAUGAUUUGUUUUCAGGCAAAUGUAAGAUGCACCAGCUUCGAUGUUUUCCUCGUUGUCUGGAUUCGCGUGAGAAAUUUUUAUAAGGAAAAUUUCAGGAAGGCUUCCGAAAGACAGAUAAAGGAAAAUUUUGUGGAAAAGAGGCUCCAAAUGUAAAAUUAGUAAAAUUUUGUUUAAAGACACUUUCUUUUAUGACACUUCACCCUCUCAGAUCUGUUCACAACUCAGGAACUUUAAGAGAAGAGAUUGAUUAGUUCACCACUGUUGAGUCUUACUUUGAAAAGCUGGUGGUUGUCAAUCGCCAAGAAUCGGUCACGGAAAUCAUGUAGGUUGAUGUUCUACUCAUUAGCCAAUAAUACUCGAUAUCAAUUAACUGACCCAAUCGAUUAAUCUGUUAAUAUCGGCGUGAAUUGACCAAGAACAGCUGUGAUAAAUAUCAGCAAUGCAAACUGGAAAACAACCGAUGGAAAUCAAUGACACUAGAAGCCAAACAAUUAAUAUCGAUUAUAUUGGAGUGCAAUAACUUUUCUCUUUCACCUUUGUACAUCGAUUUCUGAUGUUAAUAUCGGUUGAUAUCAAAAUUCAUUGAUAAUCAAUUUUAAUGUUUGGUCAGGCCUGCAUGUGUGUGAUUGCCAAAAAAUAUGGGAAGAACCCGUUUUAGGAGCUCGGCAUAACAGACGGAUUUUUAAAUCCUUGCAUCCUAACAUCAGAAUGCGUAUUCUCCACACUCGGUUCUCCACACAUCUCCUUCGGUGCUGAAAAGGAGAAUUAAUGUAACAAUCAUGUGCUUCUCAAGUUGGUGAUCAUUCCAUCUAUUCUCAUAACCUUAAUGGUUGAUUCAGGGAUGAUAUUGUGAGGAGAAAUUAGAUACUAAUAACUCUAAGAGUUAAAGGGUUAAAAGCAGUCAGAGAUCAUAAUCUUUUGCUUAAAGCCAAUGUACAGUUGUUUUAGUAAACACUAAAACGAUGGGAUGUAAUAGCGAGUUCAGUGCUCGCUGGUGAAUAGAAACGGAUAUUCGAAGUUCGAGUAGCCCAUAAGAGCGCCCCUUUAACGCCAUCCGUUAUCCGCUCAGUACAACUAUGAGAUAUUUGGCCAGAGAUGAAUGAAACAAGAUCAGUGCAUUGAAUUUAUGCCAACUUAAAAUCUACUUACUCGGAUGUUUGCGUUGGUUUUUCUUUUUUUUUUUCCGGAAAUUAAUUUUUCCGGUCUCAAGUUAGCUCGAAGAAUUAACUUCCAGCAAAAUCUCAAACUUACUUUGACUAUUUGCUUUUCCCAGGUUGCUGUCGGGUGCAUUAUGUCCGGUCAUCAGAUCAGCGCUGAAUUCUCCCAAUAUGUUAUAGCAGUAUCGUUUUUGUCACCUAGUCUCAACCCUGUUUUCUUCGCCGUGUUUCUCCAGGAGUUUAGAGACGGUUACAUGGCAGUAUUCCAAUUUAUUCGUGGUAAGAUUUUCAGCCUUUGCAAAGGUGCGUAAAGUUAAUGAGUCAAACGCCUUAACAACUUUCAUUUAUAUUUAUUCCUUUUCACUGCUCAAACUGACGUGUAUUUAGUCACUAUUUAAGUGUUUAAAUGAAGAUUUAUUACUCUUCGUCGUAAGAGAAAAUUUCUAACUGAGAGCCAGCGCAAGAAUAAGUUUUGAUUGUCAGAGAUCUUUCAAGAAAACGCUCGUUGAAAGAAAGCUUUUUUAAGUUUUAGGCUCGAUUAUCAACCGCUUGUUGGGAAAUUAGCCCGCGUUCAUUUCCCACGCAAGACAAGGAAAAACGGCGUAAAUCUGAGGAUUAAGCAUUCUACUACCACUAAAUGAAGGACUACUCAAACAACUUUGAAAAUUUUCUCAAAGUCUUUGGAGUCGCCUUUAAGUAAAGAGACAAUCGAAGUAAAGUUUGCGUAGUGGAUUCUUUUUCCGGCAGGAUUAUUGUUGUCUUGUCUUUAUUGGUUUAUUUGAUUUUUGCUGCUUACAAGCUCAAGAAGGUUCAUUUUUCUCUCUUUUCUCUUUUAUAGACUGUCUCAAGUUACGAAGUAAGCCGGCAGAGGUGAUCACAACUUCAGUGACAUCAUCCGGCAUUUCUGCGGGAAAGGGCGAGCAGGUUUAAAGCUGUUAAAUGUCCUGUCACAGUUCGACCGAUGAUAUUGAUAAUAGUCCACAUUUAAGGAUUGUUUACAGCCUGUGUGUACUCGCCUGCGCUCGAUUUAGUUGUUCCCGGACUUAACAUCAAGGAAUCAUUCGUUUUGCUCUAGGAACAAACUAAGAUGUCUGAAACAGAUUGGCUGACCUCUGUAUUUGUUCCAUUAUCAUUCAAGGCAUAAAACUGUAGU
Molecule: messenger RNA, 3760 nt
Organism: Pocillopora meandrina
Lineage: Eukaryota; Metazoa; Cnidaria; Anthozoa; Scleractinia; Pocilloporidae
Source: the annotation of a GenBank genome assembly